Colletotrichum truncatum is the source of this 465-nucleotide messenger RNA. The record is from RefSeq and is a predicted model, not a curated record. NCBI's taxonomy places the organism in Eukaryota, Fungi, Ascomycota, Sordariomycetes, Glomerellales, Glomerellaceae.
AUGCGGCCGGUUCUUGUAGCUGAUCUUGUCGCGGCUAUCAUAUUGCCUCAAGUGGCUCAGGCCGCAUCGGGCAAUGGAAAGUCCACUAGGUAUUGGGACUGUUGCAAGCCAUCUUGUGCUUGGCCUGAGAAAGCCUCUGUCAACCAGCCUGCCCUCACUUGUGAUAAGAACGACACUCCCUUGAGCCCCAGCGUUAAAAGUGGCUGCGAGAGCGGAGGCUCAGCCUAUACUUGCACCAACCAGAUACCUUGGGCUAUCAAUGACUUGGUCUCAUUUGGAUUUGCAGCAACAGCAAUUAGCGGCGGUACUGAGGCCUCAUGGUGCUGUGGUUGCUACGCCAUCACGUUUACCUCGGGCAAGAACAAAGGCAAAAUCAUGGUGGUGCAGUCGACCAAUACAGGUAUAAACUCCAUGCUGCUUGCUCGUCACUUCUUGAUAGCCCCUAUUGACGCAAUGAGGCGGUGA